Molecule: messenger RNA, 2944 nt
Organism: Benincasa hispida (wax gourd)
Lineage: Eukaryota; Viridiplantae; Streptophyta; Magnoliopsida; Cucurbitales; Cucurbitaceae
Product: NADH dehydrogenase ubiquinone 1 beta subcomplex subunit 10-B-like protein (Complex I subunit NDUFS6)
Cellular component (GO): respiratory chain complex I
Source: RefSeq, a predicted model, not a curated record
CGUUGUGCUCCCGUCCAAGUGCUUGAAGGCGAUUCUGAGACUGGAGAGCAGGCACAGCGAAGAGAAGAGAAAGGGGAAAAGCUAUGGGGAGGAAGAAGACAGUGGAAUUCGAUGAAUCUCCGCCGGAUGAUUUCGAUCCGGAGCAUCCGUAUAAGGAUCCAGUGGCGAUGCUAGAGAUGAGGGAACACAUUGUGAGAGAGAAGUGGAUCGAUAUCGAAAAGGCGAAGAUACUGAGGGAAAAGCUCAGAUGGUGCUACCGUAUUGAAGGAGUCAACCAUCUGCAGAAAUGCCGCCACCUUGUUCAACAAUACCUUGAUUCCACUCGUGGCAUCGGCUGGGGCAAGGACGGACGCCACCCAUCCCUUCAUGGUCCUAAAGUGGAGGCAGCCGAAUCGGAGUGAAUCGCUGGGUGGAACAACGGAAACACCUAGGAUAUUAAAUCCUAGGUAGGUGGUCCCAUGGAUUGAACUCAUUCCUCUAAGCUAUUAAUCGAACCCAUGUUCUUUAUUUACCACUAGGCCAACCUCACUUUGCAAAGUUAUUCCAACAAUUCCCUUUUGAGUUCAACACAUGGAUAGGUGUACUUGUGUAUUUGCAAUUGCCAAAUCAAAAGUUGCAUCCAUUGCUAAUAUGUGGAACUCGGACAAUGAAUUGUGGAUGCUUAAGUUUAGAAGAAAUCUAAAAGAUGACGAGAUUGAGGAAUGGGCAAUCUUCACUGACGUCCUAGCGGGUAUUAUGCCAACAAAUCAGCCUGAUUUUUAGAUUUGGAAGCUAGAAAAAGAAAUGGUCUUUCCUCAUUAAGAUCAUUAUUGACACUGUAAUCCUCUAACAAUUCCUCCAUUGAGAUUGACUUUUAGAGAAAGAUUUGGGAGUUCCAAUGCCUUAAAAAGGAUCAAAUUUCUUGUUUGGGAGAUUAGCCACUUCUGUCUUAACACCAAUGUUUUAAAAGGCUAUUGAGGCUUAUGCCUUGAGGCUCGCCUCGAGGAACGACUCUAAGUUUUAGCCUUGAGACUUACACAUUUGUUGAACCACAAGAGGCUUACGCCUCUCACAAAAGAGCCUGUGCCUUUGUGAAACUGCAUUGAGGCUUAAAUCUCUCUGUCUCGCCUAGUGAUUAGAAAAAUAAUAGUCAUUUGCCUAAUUCUUAAAAAAUAUUAAGGUUUGAGAUGUGACAAUGCGAACAAAGACUAUUUUUACCGUUGUGAUCUUAAGAACACUGAAGGCAAACAUUUAUAGUAUAAAUCAAUCCUAUUAAUGAUAAUAGUAGUAGUAAAGAUGAUCAAGAUGUCCCUUUAGAAUUUUUUAUUGAGUGAAAAUUGUGGGGAUGGAGUUUCUUUUUACACUUAUAUGACUAUAUGUUUAGCAGUACUUGGUCAUACUAAUGUAGGUUUUGUAAAAUGUUUCUAAUUCAAUAUUUGAGGCUCACACCUCAUAUCGCCUCGAUGCUUACACUUCGCCUUUUGAAGAGGAAAAACCUGAAGGUUGCCUUUAGCCUUUUAAAACAUUGCUUAACAUUAUGGAUAGACUAUAAACUGAAUGCCCCUGGAUCAAUCUCUUCCCCUCAUGGUGUUGCCUUUGCCAUAAACACAGUAAAUCUAUGAACCAUUUGUUCAUCCACUGCGUUUACAAAUAUUUGGCCAGAAUUUUCCACUGCCUUCAAUUCAAUUGGGUUACUGUCCUCCCAUUUGGGUCGAGUGAUUGGAUUAGAAUGACACUGUUGGUGUAAUGCCCUAGGUCCAAAUCUUAGGCCUGGGGCAUUACAGAUGGUAUCAGAGCGAAAGGGACGAAUCAAGCAGAAGCUAGUGGGAUGUAACAAUCCGAGUUUAGGAGGGAGAUAUGAAUGAACUGAGAUUACAUUCGAAUGAGAGGUAUUAUAAGGAUAUGAAAGUAAGAAAGGCUUAAAAGAAUUGAAAGCCACUAUCUAUACCAAUAAGGUGCACCUUCCUUUUUGGUGGCUCAAUCAUAGGAACUCCAAAGUUAAACAUGCUUAACUUGGAGCAAUACUAUGUUGGGUAAUCUCCUAGGAAUUUUCCUAGGAUGCAUGGGAGUGAGGACAAAGCAUGUUGAAAGGAUUGGUGUUGGUUUGACAACUUUCACUUCUAAAAACAUUCAAGACAAGUAAGGAGGACGUAACCAGGUCGUAGGGGAUGCAGGGGAAUGCCAGGGCCAUCAAGUGCCAAAUUUGGAUUCCGAAUCUUGGGCUUGGGGGUGUUACAGAUGGACUAUCCCUUUAAAGACACCAAGGCUAUUUUAUGGACCAGCUUCAUAUGCGCAGAUUUAUCCAAGUUAUGGGAAGAAAGGAAUGCUAGAAUCUUCAAAAAAUCUAAAAAAUGCCAUCAAAGGAUAUCUUAGAUGCAUCCAUUUUCAAUGCUCUUUAUUGGUGCAAACAUUUACAGCCUCUUAAAAAUCACAGUUUAGGUUGUGCAAACUAUUGCUGCUUCUCCUUAUCCUACAUUGUAGCAAGUUCAUAAAUCCUUCCGGGGCUUGUAAUCCUCACCAAGGAUCCAAGCUUUGGGCUGGAACACCAUGAUCCGCAUCUCAAUGCCUAGACUUGACUUUCUAUUGCUUUUUUUUUUUUUUUUUUUUUUUUUUAAAAAAUUAUUUUUUAAACCAUCAUGGGUUGGCCUAGUGGUAAACAAGAGAACAUCUCCUUGAUAAAGGGCUAAGAGGUCAUAAGUUCAAUUCAUGGUGGCCGCCUUACCUAGGAUUUAAUAUCCUACGAGUUUCUUUGCACCCAAAUGUUGUAGGGUCAGGCGGGUUGUCUUGUGAGAUUAGUUGAGAUGCACGCAAGUCGACCCGGACGCUCAUGGGUAUAAAAAAAAGACAUUAAAUUUUUUUAAAUCCAACUUUUAAGGAAAAAAAGCAUGAAUAUUUUUUAAAGAUGUAUUUUUUUCCUCUACAGUCUCAAAUAAUACCUCAAUUAUCUUAACUUCUUGUCAUUUAA